CAGGAAUUUACUGUACAAUAAACCCAAGAGUAUGAAGUUGAAAGAGCCCUCUCUCCCCCAAGACUGCUAUGUCUUCAAACAAGAAACCCACCUCACUGUCCUCAAGACCUCCCUCUUCUUCGCCGGCGACGGCUUCACCGUCUACAACUCCCACGGCCAACUCGUCUUCCGUGUCGACUCCUACGGCCCCCAACCCCGCCUCCAAGAUGAAGUCGUCCUCAUGGAUCCCCGCGGCGGCUGCCUCCUCACCGUCCGCCGCAAGAGGCCGAGUUUACAUCAACGGUGGGAGGGUUUUAGAGGGGAGAGGAUGGACGGGGACAAGCCGAUCUUCAGCGCGAGAAGAUCGUCGAUGAUCGGACGGUCGAAGACGACGGUGACGGUGGAGGUGUACGACGGCUCCGGGGAAGAGUACCAGAUCGAAGGGUGCUUCUCGCAGCGGAGCUGCAAGAUCUACAACGCCAAGAGGAAACUGGUGGCGGAAGUUCGACGGAAGGUGGACCCCACCACAAGGGUGAUGCUGGGCAAAGAAGUGUUCUCGCUCUGCGUCAAGCCUGGCUUCGACGGGGCAUUCGCCAUGGGAUUGAUCCUGGUUCUUGAUCAGAUGAGCGGUGACAGCUACAUUGAUAACGGAGCACCAGAGCGUGUGGUGCACCCUUCCGCAGAAGAUUAAGCACCCGGUCGCGCCUCUUACUCGGUUAAUUUGACGCCCUAAUCUCUGGAUGUUGAGGAGUCCCUCUAGUUUUGACAUGGAAGUUCUUCAUGGUCACACCAUACCUUGCUUUUGUAAUAAACACAUCAAAGCCAUCUUGCAUAUUUUAUAUAUAUAUAUAUAUAUAUAUAUAUAACUAUAUUUUUAUUGGCUUUAUUAAUGUCUUCUUAAGCCGUUGGCUAAAAAGGAAAAAAGUCUUCUUAAGCCUAAGCAUGCUUUUAGAUAGAUAGCUCUACGGUACAUGUGGAAUAUUCUUAUUUAGGAAAGCUUUGGUGUUCAUUGCAAGAGAGGUAAUUAUUUAUUCUCAUUAAUCCUAGC
Molecule: messenger RNA, 1027 nt
Organism: Neltuma alba
Lineage: Eukaryota; Viridiplantae; Streptophyta; Magnoliopsida; Fabales; Fabaceae
Product: protein LURP-one-related 12
Exons: 2
Coding region: 32-670 (212 amino acids)
Source: RefSeq, a predicted model, not a curated record